UGAGCCCCCGGGGCCGCCUCUGCCCCCGGCUGCAGCCCCAGCCAUGAGCGGCGCGGCGGAUGCGGCGAAGGAGAAAUUGCUCUGGAACGUCAAGAAGGAGGUAAAACAGAUAAUGGAAGAAGCUGUCACCAGGAAAUUUGUGCAUGAAGACAGCAGUCACAUCAUCGCCUUAUGUGGUGUGGUGGAGGCGUGCCUCCUGCACAUGCUGAAACGCAGAGCCGCCGGCUUCCUCCGGACCGAUAAGGUCGCUGCCCUCUUCACCAAAGUUGGCAAGACGUACGCGGUAGCUGGGGACAUAUGUAAGAAAGCGCAGGAGCUGCAGCAGCAGGCGGAAGGCAGGAAAAAUCAGCCGAAUGGCCAGGAAUCCCUCAAGAGGCAGGGCUCUACCUCAAGCAAAACACCUGUCCUGACGCCGCAGGCCAUCAGACACAUCUGGGUGCGGACAGCCUUGAUUGAGAAAGUGCUGGACAAAAUCGUCCAGUACCUGGUGGACAACUGCAGCAAAUAUUAUGAGAGAGAAGCUUUAUUGGCAGAUCCUGUUUAUGGACCAAUCCUAGCUUCUCUCCUUGUUGGGCCGUGUGCACUAGAAUACACCAAGCUGAAAACAGCUGACCACUACUGGACAGACCCGUCAGCAGACGAGCUGGUUCAGAGACACCGGAUCCAUGGAGCUCAUGGGCGCCAGGACUCGCCCUCAAAACGCCCGGCGCUGGGAAUCCGGAAACGGCACUCAAGCGGGAGCAUGUCAGAAGACCGAUUUGCAGCUUCGGCUAGAGAAUACGUGGAGUCUUUGCACCAGAAUUCGAGGACACACCUGCUGUAUGGGAAAAAUAAUGUCCUGGUCCAGCCAAAAGACGACAUGGAGGCAAUUCUUGGCUAUCUCUCCCUUCAUCAGUCAGCAGAUAGCUUGACUUUGAAAUGGACUCCCAAUCAGCUCAUGAACGGAACCCUGAGGGACUCUGAGCUUGAGAGAAGUGUGUACUGGGACUACGCCUUAAUAGUGCCGUUCAGUCAGAUUGUCUGCAUUCACUGCCAUCAGCAACCGGAAAGCGGAGGGACGUUAGUCUUGGUGAGUCAGGAUGGGAUCCAGAGACCUCCACUCCAUUUCCCACAGGGAAGUCAUCUCCUCGCUUUCCUUUCCUGCCUGGAAAACGGCCUUCUGCCUCGAGGACAAUUAGACCCACCACUUUGGUCACAGCAGGGCAAGGGUAAAGUAUUUCCAAAGCUCCGGAAACGAAAUAGUAACAAGUCAGUGGAGCUGGAGGAAAUGCCACAUGAGGAGUCUGCUACGGACUAUGUCUUCAGGAUUAUCUAUCCGGGACACAGGCACGAUAACAUAACUAUUAACUACCACCACUUAGCUGCCAGCCGUUCUGCCUCCGUCGAUGACGACGAGGAGGAGGAAGACCGGCUCCACGCAAUGCUCUCAAUGAUCUGCUCUCGGAACCUCACAGCUCCUAAUAGGAUGAAAGACUCCAGCGACAUGAUAGAGAUGCAGGGAUUCGGUGCGAGCUUGUUGUCAUGGCAGCUAGAACACUGCAGCCAAGGGUCCUCAUGCCUCUCCUGUUCAUCAGGCAGCUCUCCCUACGACAUCCCCAGCUGCUGCAACUGCAUUCACGACAGAACGCCAUUAAAGAUGCUGUGUGAAAGCAUGAAGAAGCAGAUUGUUUCCAGAGCAUUUUAUGGAUGGCUUGCCUACUGCCGCCAUUUGUCUACAGUGAGAACGCACCUGUCUGCCCUCGUGAACCACUCAAUUAUCCCGCCUGACAAGCCUUCCAGCGCUGCCGGAGGCCUGACGAAAGAGGUCUGGAGUAAAUAUCAAAAGGACAAAAAGAAUUACAAGGAAUUAGAAUUACUCAAACGAGUUUACUAUGGCGGCGUGCAGCAUGAGAUUCGAAAGGAAGUGUGGCCCUUCUUACUAGGUCACUACAAAUUUGGCAUGACCAAAAAGGAAAUGGAUCGGGUGGAUGAAGAUAUUGCUCUCAAGUAUCAGAAGGUCAUGGCCGAGUGGAAAGCCUGCGAGGUCAUCGUGAAGCAGCGGGAGAAAGAGUCACACUCCACCACCUUUGCUAAGUUUUCAUCAGGCAGCAGCAUUGACAGCCAUGUUCAGCGAUUGAUCCACAGGGAUUCCACCAUCAGCAAUGACGUCUUCAUAUCUGUAGAUGAAAUGGACUCAACAGAGCGAGAUUUAAAAGGUCCGGUUGACCCCGCUUUGACCGUGGUGAACGUCGACACUCCCGUCGCCGCGGCUGCAGCAGAACAGCAAUCAGUAGAAUUUGAUUCUCCCGACUCCGGGUUGCCUUCUUCUCGGAAUUACUCGGUCACUUCGGGCAUCUUGUCCAGCAUCGAUGACGGGCAGAGUGUCUGCUUUGAGGACGGGGAGGAGGAAGAAGUUAGCGCCGACUCAGAAAGACCAGAUCUGGAUCUGACCCAGGCUCAGAAAGCCAAGGCGGUCCCCUCAGAGCCUCAGGAUUCUGUAAUGGAGGAACAGCUGUGCUCCCAGUUGGAUUAUUUAACGUCUGGAGAGGACAUUGGUUCUGUUUGUGGAACAGCCUAUACAAUAGAAUUACUGGACACUGUUGCCUUAAAUCUGCAUAGAAUCGAUAAAGAUGUCCAGAGGUGUGACCGGAAUUACUGGUAUUUUACUGCUGCUAACCUGGAGAAACUCAGAAACAUCAUGUGCAGUUAUGUUUGGGAGCACCUGGAAGUUGGAUACGUCCAAGGCAUGUGUGACCUGCUGGCUCCUCUCAUGGUUAUACUUGAUAAUGAUCAACUGGCGUACAGCUGCUUCAGCCACCUAAUGAAGAGAAUGAGCCAGAAUUUCCCCAACGGAGGUGCUAUGGACACACAUUUUGCCAACAUGCGAUCGCUAAUUCAGAUUCUAGACAGUGAGCUCUUUGAAUUGAUGCACCAAAACGGAGACUACACCCACUUUUACUUCUGCUAUCGUUGGUUCCUGCUUGAUUUUAAAAGAGAAUUGUUGUACGAGGAUGUAUUUACAGUGUGGGAAGUUAUUUGGGCAGCAAAGCACAUCUCUUCAGAACAUUUUGUCCUUUUCAUUGCCUUAGCACUAGUGGAGGUCUAUCGAGAGAUUAUCCGUGAUAACAACAUGGACUUCACCGAUAUCAUCAAGUUUUUUAAUGAAAUGUCAGAGCAUCACAAUGCCCAGGAAAUCCUGAUGAUCGCAAGGGGCCUCGUCUACAAAGUGCAAACGCUGAUUGAAAACAAAUGACCGCGGACCGAGCGGAACACGGGCUUAGUGCUGACUGUGGGACAAGGCAUUUCUUGCACUGUAACUUCAGAUGAUGUUUUAAUUGCAUCUUCCAUGUAAUGUAGUAAAUAGUCCAGAGAUUUGUAAUAGACUUUUAAAACAAACGAAAUUUUCCACCACCAGAUGAUGAGGUUUGUGUUGGAUAGUCAGUGUUAUGCUCACUUGGUAUUGCGAGGCAAAACUUUUUUUGGCAUUCUACCCUCUCUGAGUCUCUAGAUAUUGUCCAGCUACAUGUCUGAGAUACAAAAGGAAUUUUCGUUUUUGGAGUCAUACAUUGACCUAUCAGACCCUUAACACACUAGGAAGAUUUUGUGCUCGACAGAAACUCCCUGGGCAUGCAGACUUAAGGCCCCCAAUUCAACGCCCAGUGAAGUCUGUGAGCACUGGAUCGGGAUCUUAGACAAGAAAAUGCCGUAGAGCUCACCUAGGAUACGUGAAAGGAUGCCCCAGCUCCCAAGAGUGUUUUGUCCAUAUGGUGACUUUCCAUCCUGUUAUCUAGAACCAUUUGUAAUCAGGUUAGAAAUCAUGCCAUUGAAGAUAUAAAAACACCCUGCCUCCGAGAACCAGAGAAGCCAAGCCCGCUUACUCAGAAAAAUCCUGGUCAAAUAUCUUCACUAGGCCAAAACAUGAGAGGUGUUAAGCCCCAGUGACUCCUGGCAGUAUACCAUUAGCUGCAGCAUAUCUACAGGGACCAUGCAAGUCAAGUCAGGUAUGCUUAGGCCAGCCAUCUGUUUCAGCCUUUACUAGAAGAGGAAAGCUAGGAUUAAAAUCUGAGGGGGCAACUUGUAAAUUGCUUCCUCCAGAGAUACAAGAUGCUACAUCAUUCCUCUCCAGAUUGUUUGCUAACAAUUCAGUGAAAUUGGUCUGAGAAGACAUUAAGAACAAUUUUCAGUGCCCACAGCCCUACUUCAGCAAAACCCCUGAGCAUGUGAUUAAAUCCAUCCCUGUGCUGCUGACCACUACACAUCUGCUUAGCUUUACAUUUGUGCUUACUGUGGUGCUGAAUCUGGGCCAGAAAGAUUAUAGUCUCUUUAGAGUAGGAGCUGGCUUUUUGUUUUUUGGACAGGGCCUAGCACAAUAGAGUUCUGGGCUGGGGACCCAAGGUGCUACCACAGUAUAAAUAAAAGAGGCUCCAGCUAUCAGGGAUACAUUUCUGCUACCUUUCCCCACACUAAGUAGUCAGUACCUUACUCUGAAAGUAUUCCAAGGUGGCAGAAUCUGGCCCUAUAUAGUUUACACUUGCAGGUUAGUCAGAUCUUGAAAUCUGGCCUAGUGCAUAGGAAAUUAAGCCCCUGCUCGUGUGGUUGGAUCUCCCACUCCUGCACCUAUGUGGAGUGGGGCAAGUGCAGGGAUCUGCAACAGGAAAACUGAGGGCAGGAGUGGGGCUUUAAUGUACUGUAGAACCUCACAAAUACAUGUCCCCUGGAAUUUGUACAUCUGACUUCUCAGAGAGCUGUAGGACUGCAUGACUUCUGAAAAAUAGAAUCCAGGCCAUCACUAAUUCCCAUGUAGGUGUCAGCAUUUGCCAGAUUAAAAAAGUGUAUUUUGCUGGGCUUUAUUUUACUGCAUUUGCUGUGGCUGGAAUGUUUCCAUGUAAAGAUACAGUAGCUCUCUCUGUCAGUCGCAUGUAUUCCUGAGGUCCUACAUCAUUCAUUUCCAUAUCAGGCUGAAGUUUAUAGUGGUGGCACAAUACUUACACCUCCUCCACUGGGGUAAGGAGUUGUGACAAUUUAAACCUGCUGAGGAACUGUCCUCGGGCUUUAGUUUGUAGUGUCAGUUUGUUUAUAUCUCCACAGUGUCACCACAGAGAUUAUAGUACAUGCCUAGAUCCAAGACAUACUGUGAGAGUCUUCAAACUGAUCAGUUAGAUUGAAAGUUUAAUGAUGCAGCAGAAAGAGAAUUAUCACUGUGCCAGCAUGAGAUAAGAUGUGAUCCUAAUGAACAUCCAAUGAAGUUACCCGUUGAUUUCACUAGAACAGGCACAUGGGCACUUUUUAAAAAAAAUCCAGAAGCGCAAGUCCCACUGACUUGCCAUGAGACUUGUGCUCCUAAAUCAUUUGCGCACUUUUGAAAAUUCCAUCCUUUGCCAACGUGCCUCGAUAUUAAAGAUGAUUAAAUCUCUUCCAAGGGAGCUAUUAAAAUGAAAUUUAGUCCUGAACCAAAGCCCUGAAUCCAAAUACCCUUAAGUUGAGAUCAUCUUGAGAGUCCUCUUGAAAAUUCUACUCUCGAAAGAUAAGACCGCUGGCGUGACGUUGCGCCCAUUACCAUCAUUGGUGAAACUCCACCUUGGACUUAGUGAAAACAGGGUUAGGCCAACGCUAAGCCCUUCUGGAAAGUGCACCCAUGACAUAUGGGUCUAUCUUAGAUGAUCAUUACUGGAUUUCUCCUAGGAAGGGAAUAAAUCAGAGUUGUAGGUUUGAAAAUACAAAAGAAAAACUCUACCCAAAUUUCAGCAUUAGAACUAACAGGACCAGAGUUAGAAAAAUACUAAACAUUCAAGUAUUAGUAUUAGACCAGUGACUGUUUGUUUCACUUGCAUCUUUUACACAGUAUAAAUUGUUUGGUAAACCGAUGCAUUUCUGAAACAGGUUAUAAUCCACAAGUGGCCCACUGUGAAAUUUGAGGCACAUUACCCUCAGUUAAAGUCUGUGCAAAGAUACAGACUGAAUUAUGCCAAAGAAUCAGUACAGGACACUCAUUCCUCUUUGUUAUAUUUUUACAAAUCAAGAAAAAUAAGUUUCAGGUUUAUAAAGACACAACAGACUUUUGUAUCCUUAAUAUUAUGAGACUAUACAGUAUCUCCACCUUGUUAUACAAUAAAAUGGGUAGAGGCCCUUAUUCUCAGAUGUUUUUGAAAAAAAAACAGUAAAAGAUGUUUAAAUAUAGAAUUGAAGAUGUAUAAUAAAUCUGUAAUGUGCCCAUACCUCGUGAAGUUAGGGGGAAGUCGCUUUUAAAUUUGAUCCACUUUCUGUAGACCUUUGACUUUGACAAAUGAGGAGUUGUCAUUCAUGCCUUACUUGAUCAAGCUAUCCAGAAAAUGGUGUGUUCAAAACUUUCUUGUUCAGUCAAAAAAAAAAAAUUUUUUCCCCCCAGAAUAUUGUUGCAACAAUGUCCUGGCUCCACUAGUCUGUCUGUCCAUCUGAUCUGUGCCAUUUGUAUAGUUUCUUGGGCCCUUAAGAGGACUGUCUGUCAUUUCAGAUACACCCAGAUAUCAUGCAGUCAGUUACCACUAUCAACUUUCAUGUGACCUGAACUAAGGAGAGAAAUGAGAAGUUUUAAAGUGACCUGUUCCUUUUUGAUUUCACAAAAUAGGGCAGAGGAAAUUCUCAGUGUAUUUUGAAAGGCCUCUCCGUCUUAAUUUAUUGCAGGAUGGGUUUGCUCCCUACCCUCCCUUCUAGCCGAUACAUAAAGAUCCCCCUCUCCUUGCUGAUUUUCUAUGGGAAAAGCUGCUGAUUGCAGGAUUGUGCAGUCUUAGAUUUGAACCAUCCUGACUUUCCCCAGGGCUUCAUUCUCUUUGCAGAAUGAUGCAUCAGCUGUUCAACAAGAAUCCAUUCUACACAGGUGGAGACGGCGUUGUGCAAAAGCAUGUCUCCUUAGCAGCAAGCAGACCUGGGCAAGAAAUCCCGCUACUGGUCCUUUGAAAUCGAGGAGCAGAGCGUCUUCCCAAAAUGCAGUUCAUUAGUGUUGAAGGGAGGUGCACUCAGGCUCUGCAGAGAUAAUGUGCGAAGGGGUCAAAGUGACAGGUAUUUAAAGUGCUCCUGCUAGCCAGUAGCACUGCUUAGUUCUUGUACCUGGGUUUUACUGAAUUCAUAGAACAGGGGAUGAGGAAAAGACAGUGGUUAAAAUAAAGAAACCAAAUCAAAAAGGUUUGAAUUAAAUGUUGUCAAAGUGGUAAACAGGUCCUUUCUAAGGCCAGGCAUGCUAAGGUCCCUUGACUAGUCUCACUGAUUUUAGUGGGAUUAUUCAGGUGAGUAAAAGCAGCUGGAUUUGGCCCUAAAAGGUGUUAAGACUAUGCAAUGUGGUGUUGUGGUUAUUGAAGCAAUGAGUUUAAAAGGCCCAAAAGUCUCUCUCUUAAAACAGUAGGCUGCCUUGGGAAGAUACCAUUGGAUCUAUGAAAGAAAAACAAAUUGAGUGCAACAACCAACUUAACGAUUGUUUCUUUGAAUUCCUGGGAUGCAGCGUAGCAUCACUUUCAGUUCUUUGCCUGCUUUCCCAAGCUAACAGGCUUCAUCCAGGAGCAGUUCAUUAGAUCUAGCUAGCCAUUCGUUCUGUGCUGGUGGCCAAACACACUAAAAGCUGCACCUUGCAUUUUCAUGACAAAGAGUCAUCAAAAAUUGCAUACGGUUCAGGUGUAUGC
Gopherus flavomarginatus (Mexican gopher tortoise) is the source of this 7628-nucleotide messenger RNA. RefSeq names its product small G protein signaling modulator 2 (gene SGSM2). The record is from RefSeq and is a predicted model, not a curated record. The transcript is spliced from 24 exons. Bases 44 to 3232 code for a protein of 1062 amino acids. Lineage: Eukaryota; Metazoa; Chordata; Testudines; Testudinidae. Gene Ontology annotation, molecular function: GTPase activator activity.